Molecule: messenger RNA, 2367 nt
Organism: Exaiptasia diaphana
Lineage: Eukaryota; Metazoa; Cnidaria; Anthozoa; Actiniaria; Aiptasiidae
Exons: 7
Coding region: 230-1957 (575 amino acids)
Molecular function (GO): protein binding
Source: RefSeq, a predicted model, not a curated record
AAUAAGGAAAAGUGGAUGCGUGCCAACUGGACAGGAAAKGAACAUCAAAUUCUAACUCAACUUGAGUCAAUGAGCCUCGAAACUCCACAAGAACGCAAAAGAUUCGAAGCAGAGUACAUGACAGUGAAAUUGCAACACUGGAAUGUGUUUUUGAGGGCAUUGCUACGAUAACAGCCAUCAUUUGGUAGACCCGAGAGCUGUUGGACGACAGGACGAAACACAARCCACCAUGUCUCUUAUGGUGGUGGUUGGGAUUUUGACGGCGCUUUUUGCUUUUGCACCAGCAACUGAAGCAAGAGUAAGAGCACCCGAAAGACCUGUUGUUCCAAAUGUAACAGCGACAAGUCCAACAGAAAUCAAAAUGAGUUGGUGUCGAGUCAAGCCAAACAACAUAGAGGUUGACCAUUAUGAGUUAUURAUUGAUAAUGAAUUGGAAUAUUCGGGUAUUGACGUCAUGUAUGUGGCAAAGCGACUAAAGCCCUGGUCGUGGUAUGAGGUUAAACUUAGAGCAUGUGGUUUCCAGCCAGGUUUUUCUUGUUCACCAUUUUCAAGACCAAUUUUYGUUAAGACACUAUCGAGCGGUGAAAAUGAUACAGCAAUAGAYUCAACAGCUACAGUCUUCAAAAAGGUUGUACUACCAACAUACAUGUUUAUCAUCGGUGUYUUGGUGGGUGUGGUCGUUUUGGCAAUGGCCUUGAUAUGGAGGUAUUUACAGUCCAAUGACCUGUGGGUGAGCGAGUCAGCAUUUGAACUACCAACACAUGUUCAAUCACCAAACAAAAAGUGUCUCAAAGCUGGGAAAAUGGCCAAACUGAAUGCUUUCCUCAUGAACAACAUGGCGGGAAAACCUACAGCAAGCCUAGAGAUCACAAAAGAGGAGCCAAAAUAUGAGAAAUCAUCUCACCAAGUUGAGUCUUUUGUUACGUGUGAAGUAGAUUCUGGGAUUGAAAGCAAUGUUGCAAAGCAAGAAAUAUCAGUGCAAACAGUAGAUUCUUGUCUCCCAGUUAACAACAUGGAAGAUGCUCAACCAAAAAUACCGAGCUACAAUGUCCAGCCUUUUCCUUGGUGCCCAUCUAGUAMUGAKCAWAAAGAAGAAAAACCACAAAGCAAUCCUCCAGACCUUGAAGUAGCAAUCCAGCAAUGCUAUAACUGGCAUGAUAAAGAAGAGCCAGUGUCAUACCAUAAUAGUGGCCAGGAAGCAGCAGAAAUCUACCAUCAAGUACAGRCAUCAAUAGAAAAUGCUGAAGACAGUAGCAUUCCUUUGGUGGACCAGUCCACAGAUGAUGAUAUGAAUCAUGAUAUGAAUCUGUCAUGUGARGAAUCAGAUGAUCAGGGUGUGGUCAUUGUUGUUGACAACAGCAACAUAUAUAUUGGAGCUCAAGAGUGCGUCAGUGCAAACAAUGCUUGUGAAAAAAAGCGUCACGUCCGUGUAAAACUACAGAAUUUAGUCAAGAUAUUGGAGAAAAACAGGCCAAAAGAGAGGACAUUUGUUUGUGGAUCAAGUCCACCUACAACAGAACAUGUAUGGGACAUCUACAGGCAUCUUGGUUAUGUCGUUGAUCUGGAGGAAAGGCGAGGAAAAGAUGAGCAAAGGGUUGAUGAAGGUUUGCACCUUUUCAUUUACAAGGCAAUAUGUGAACUCUCUCCGCGAGUCUUGGUGCUAGCCAGUGGUGAUGGCAUGAAGGGAAAGUCAGAAAACUCCACAAGCUUUCCUGGUUGUGCAACAAUGGCUUUGGAGAAAGGAUGGAGUGUUGAAGUGUAUUCAUGGAAGCAUUCAUUGAGUACCGAAUGGCUCAAGCUUGCCAAGAAAUAUCCUGAACAUCUAACAAUACACUACCUUGACAAGUAUGUCAACCAGAUAACUUUUGUUGAUGGGAAGCAUGGAAGAAGAUGUCAACCAAUGCCUGGAGGCCAUGGAAGAGAAAGACAGGGACGUCUCACUUAUCAUAAUGGAUAACAUUACGAUCUGGAAACAUUUAUAUAAUAUUUAUGUCUAAGAAAAGAAAAUAGAWGUACAUUUUUUAAAAGUUUAGCAAAUGGAUAUAUUUAUAAUAAUUGUAGUAUAAUGUAUAUGUAUUGCAAGUUAAAUGCUUUUAGAAUUUCAUAUUGCCUAGUUAGUUUUAUAUAAAAGACAGUUCUUAUUGUCAAAAUCAAUAAUCAGUACACUAAGAGGAUCUAAAUUCUUUUUUAACGUAUAGCAUCUCGUACAAAAUAUAGUUAAAUUUGCUAUUAGAUAUUAUUUCUAUCCGUUGCUUUGUUCUCAAAGUCAAUCCUUAUAAUGUAWAUAUUAUCAACCAUUAUAUCCACAAGCGUUACAUACUUAUAACAUCCCAUUUAUGAAGACAUUUGUCUGUUAAUUUAUGAGUU